Molecule: messenger RNA, 915 nt
Organism: Caenorhabditis remanei
Lineage: Eukaryota; Metazoa; Nematoda; Chromadorea; Rhabditida; Rhabditidae
Exons: 6
Coding region: 1-915 (304 amino acids)
Source: RefSeq, a predicted model, not a curated record
AUGUCAGUGGAACUUGCUCAACUAAACAAAUUGGAUACCACCAAACUACCAGAAUCCAGUGUUGCUUUCGUCAAAAACGCUUCUGGCAAGACCCUUGCUCGUGAAACCAUAAUUAAAUACACUCCAUCCCUUGCCUACGCUGUUGUCCAAGAACUCGAUUCUACGAUUCUUGGAAAAGAUAUUCUUGUUGAGAAGAAGCCAGAAGAUGACCUUCAACUCAAGCUUAUCACCAUUGAGAAAGUGAAAGAGAAUCGACGCCUUCUUCCAAUUGCUCAACAAUUCCAUACAGUUCCAGAUGGAAGACAUGCUGAGUGCCAUAUGACUGAUGUUCUUUCAACUCAUUCUCUCGGAACUUACAAUCUGGAUCUCAAGAAAAAUGUGACCAUCGAUUCGUUUGAGCUGACCGACUCAUGGAGAGACGAUGCUGGAUUCAUUGUCACUGACAGAAAUAUUUAUAUUCAAGGGACUUAUGACGUGGCGAAACUUCUCCCAACUCUUCUUCCAUCUUCUCAAAAAGUGACACCAUACACGAAGACUGACUUCGACUUGGUUUCUGACUUCGAUUCGACAGUAUGCGGAUUCUCUCGUGACGCCUAUCUCACUCUUCUUCUCUCUUCUUCGUCGACAAUUCUUCUUGCCAAAUCCUCGGGAUCCAUCGAUGGAAUUAUUGUUGGAAACGGAUCCGACAGAAUCAAUUUGAUCUAUGCUGAAACUAUUGAAAUUGCUCAUGCUCUUCUCAAAUCUUAUGUAGAGAAGACGAAAGUGAAGCAAGUCAUUUUGUUCACUGUUCAAGGAAUCUGGGAGUGUGAGCCAACAAAGAAACGGGCGGUCCACAGAAGACAUACUAGAGCUGUUCCUUCUCUUAUCAAAUGGGCCAAGAUCUACGCGUUGAACAUGGGUGUCCACAUCGUUUAA